Daphnia carinata is the source of this 1270-nucleotide messenger RNA. RefSeq lists its product as uncharacterized. Lineage: Eukaryota; Metazoa; Arthropoda; Branchiopoda; Diplostraca; Daphniidae. Bases 198 to 1043 code for a protein of 281 amino acids. The record is from RefSeq and is a predicted model, not a curated record. The transcript is spliced from 2 exons.
UUUCUUGUACGGAAAAAAAAGCAAAAAAUACCUGAGCCGCUAGCGAAGGCAAUUGAUAGCCUUGCAGACGUCCACCUCCAAGGCCUUUGAUAAUCACAGCCUAGGACAAAGCCAUUCGCAUAAAUAGACGGAGCUGCUCGCACAUAUUCACGUAUUCACACACAAAUCAUAGAAGCGACUAGUGCCUUGCAAUCGUCAUGCACCUCACACACUAUCUCACGUUUGUCGGAGCGGCAGUGUUGGUGGUGCAAUUCAAAAAAUCACAGGCUUUUAAUCUCGGACGGAAUGUUUCUUUCAUCGCCAAUUUGGAUGAUCGUAACUCUCACGAUGGCCUAACAGAUAACGUGGAACGUGCCCAGGAGCCAGCCUCUCAAAACAGCGAUAUCACUCGUGAUGGUGAUUCGUUUUCAGAAGUGGGCGAUCGUUUAACGGAGCAAGACAACGCCAAAAAGAUAAUCGACGGACCCUUUUUCCGGCAAACUGUUGAACAAAAGGGAUUCUCCAACGUGAUUUUAAGCUCGCAAAUCGACAGCUUUUUGGCGACUACCCAGAAACCAGCCGUCGUUCAAUCACCGGCAGUCGACAGCAGGAAAUCCAUUGACAGGCCGUUCGGUGGCCUUGAUGACAUUUCCUCUGAACUUGGCGAUCGUGUUGCAUUUCCCGUUAAUCAAGUGGCUGACGGCCGCGCCUCGAACAAGGACACACAAUUGAACGUUGUCCGUUUAAGACAUUCUAACGAACGCGACGACGAAGACGAUAGUUUAGAAGUUCAAUUACGUCCAGUGAAAGAUGGCAAUCAACUUUCUCUGGAACGCGAACGAUCGCCUGUUAGUUUAGACGCGACGGAUUUCCACAACCUUCGUGACAAUGAAUUCUUAAUUCACCCAGAAUCCGAAGAUUGGUUCCUCGUUAAACAGUACAUGGACGACGAUUACUUUCGCAACGCGGCCGAAGAAUUGGCUGGAGAAUAUUUCUGGCAGCCGGUCAAAAAUUCAAAGAGGUUCGAUUCAGAAUCAGCCGAGGAGUCGAACGAAUCGAAUUAAUUCAUUAUACACGCCCACUAGUGCCUGCCGACGAAGUGCGGCCAUGUUCCUAACGCCCUCGAUGAAACCUCCAGCAAAUUGUAGACCUCUAUUAAAUAUUAUUACGUGACGACGUUCCAUUAUGUAAAUUAUAGAUUUUUCGGCCGGUUGUAUAUCAUGUAUUUUUUUCCUCUAUCAUUCUUCAUGUCAUUGUUUGUACAACGAACAUUACACAUUGACUAAUUAUA